Funneliformis geosporum is the source of this 196-nucleotide messenger RNA. The record is from the annotation of a GenBank genome assembly. Lineage: Eukaryota; Fungi; Glomeromycota; Glomeromycetes; Glomerales; Glomeraceae.
UACCUACGGCUUUCUAAUCAACGAAAAUUCUGCGGGUUUGGUUCUUAAAGCGAUAAAAAUGAUGAACGUUGAUGAUCCCGCAAUCUUCGUUCAAUGGGAUGCUAGAGGAUUUAACGAUACCACAACAGAAAAUUGCCGUAACGGCGUGGCCAGACAAACUCUAACAGCUAACGAAUCUUUUAGGCUAUAUUACUAG